Prunus armeniaca (apricot) is the source of this 486-nucleotide messenger RNA. The record is from the annotation of a GenBank genome assembly. NCBI's taxonomy places the organism in Eukaryota, Viridiplantae, Streptophyta, Magnoliopsida, Rosales, Rosaceae.
AUGCUGUUUGGAGAUCUGGCAGAACUGGCCGACAAAGCAUCCAAAUAUGAGGAACUGCUUAGGGAAGAACAACAAAGGAGGAACUCCUCCAAAGGUACCUACUACAAGACCCCUUCUUCUUCAGUCCACCUAGUUGAGGUAGAAUCAGAAGAUGAAGCAGAGGAGUCGAAGGAAAGAGAGAUUGUAGUGGUAGAGAUGGCAAAAUUUAAACAUCCCAUCAGCUGCAAGGCCCUUACAAAGCCACUAAAGGAUCAGAAGCCGCCACCAUUCAUAGGAGGGUUUGUUCCAAACAAACCAACACAAAACAAGAAAGCAAUAGAAACAACCCACAGGAUCCUCAAGCCAGAAGAACUCAAGGGCAGGCAAGAUGUUAUACAAGAAGGAAUAACAGCAGGAAGGCUGAAGCUAGCGGAGAAACCUCCAUCAGUCACAACAGAUCCUUUUCCCCAACCACAAGUCAACAUGGUCAACUUAAAUUGGCCAUAA